Exophiala oligosperma is the source of this 246-nucleotide messenger RNA. RefSeq lists its product as uncharacterized. The record is from RefSeq and is a predicted model, not a curated record. The transcript has a single exon. Lineage: Eukaryota; Fungi; Ascomycota; Eurotiomycetes; Chaetothyriales; Herpotrichiellaceae. The coding region runs from base 1 to 246 and encodes 81 amino acids.
AUGAACAUUGAGACACGAACCGGUUAUCGCCUGGAAAGGUUGCAGAGCGCGAAAUGGCGUCAUGCGAGAAACAGGAGGUUCGAGAUUGCUGCGAAGAGACCGAGCAAAAAGUUGAGACAUCCUAAUGAUAUGAUCAAUCAAACUGAUAUUAGAACCAACCAGCAGGGUCAAAGCAAAUUGGUCCCCGUGCAAUCUAGAGCAGGAGAUGCGGCUCUAGAUGGAAUGGUGACACAAUAUUUCUCGUGA